AUGAGCGGCGAUGUCAGCAGCGCUAUUCCCUGGGACGGCGUGCUCGCCUGCGCCAGCGGUCUCGCCUUUCAUUGGCUUAGCUCGCGCAGCGGAAAGGAAGCCACGUCACUCAAGGCAGUCCCAAGGGUGCCGAGGCUGAGAGAGCUCGGACGAAUGCUGCAAGGCACUAAGGGGUACUCCCCUCUGAUCGUUGCAGUCACGGGCAAAGUGGGCAGCGAUCAGCCAAUCACGUGCGAGAACAGCAGCCUACGUGGCGUCAUCGUGGAGCAGACUGCAGAGCAGUUUUUCCUGAAGCACAAUGAUGCAGGGGCGUGGGUGCAGGACUCAGCAUUUCUCAUCCGGAAUCUGAAGUCUGUGCCCUGGUACAUUGACGAUGGCACGGGCCGAGCCAACGUGGUGGGGGCACGUUCGGCAGCAGGCUUGGAGCUAACAGUGGGCACGGAGGUCUUUGAUGACAGUGGCAAGUCGGUGGUGCGCAGCACUGUGGAUUACCUGCAGGGCAUCAAGGUGCUGGGAAUAAAGCGAGUGGAGAAGGUGCUACCAGUGGGCACCAGCCUCACAGUCGUGGGUGAGGCUGUGAGGGACGACAGGGGCAGCAUCACACUGCAGCGGCCGCACCAGGGAGGCCCCUUCUUUGUCUCGCCACGCUCCUUAGAUGCUCUCAUUGCCUCGCUCGGCACGUUCUCCCAGUGGUGCCGAUGGCUGUCGUAUGGGUGCACGGCGGUGGGUGCGGUGCUCAUAGUGGGGCGCAUCGUGGGGGGCGUGAUGGAGAGGAGGAGGAGAGCGGCUAUUAGGAGGAGGGUUUUAGAGGCGGAAGCAGCAGCGUCAGCAGCAAGGGAUCAUCAGAGCAACUCAUCGGCCUCACAAAACGACACUGCCACGUCAGAUGCAGCCAAGGAAGCUGCUGACGGGGACCUGCCAGCUCAGCUUCCUGACACCUGUGUUAUCUGCCUGGAGCAGAAAUACAACUCCGUCUUUGUCCCGUGCGGCCACAUGUGCUGCUGUGUGCACUGUGCCGCUCAGCUCACCCACAACGGGUGGCAUCACCACAAUCUCUCCUCCCUAGCCAAAAGCGACCAGCCCUCUCAUUACGCUGCCGAGAUCGCCGCGCUCCUCACAUUGCUCCCCGCGCACGCUGCGCCCGCCCCGCCGCCUUGCGCGCUCACGGGGCUUGCGCCGAAGAAGCCCGUCGUUCCGCCGUCGCGGUGCCCCGCGGCGGCGCAGCUGUCGUGCUGCGCGGACUGCUCCGACACGAGUCUCGCGCUGCAGCUCGUUUCCACCAACCUCGCGGAUGUCGUUCAACAGAUCGACCCCUCCCUUGGCGGCUUCAUCGAUGCGGGUCUAAUGGUGUGCGAAGCGUUCAAGCCGUACCCCAAGUGCAUGCUCAUGAUCGAGGAGAUCGUCUGCGGCACCACGUGCAAUCCAGAUUCGGGAAGCUACGUUACGAAGUCACCGUCGGGGGAAUACAUCAUGACGGUCUGCCCGGAAUUUGCGAACGCGACCUACGACACGUGCAAGGACGUCGAAAUCAGUGGCUUCGCGCUCAAUCUGUUCAUCCCUGACGCGAAUGCCAUGAUGACCAUGGUCGUUUCCAAUGUCAUCGCAGUCAUGGGUGUGAAGAACUUCAACAUCACCAUUGCUCCUGGUGCAUGCUUCACAGGAGCCGCAGCCACGCCAGCCUACACCCCCUGCUGCGACCCCCUCCCGGUCGACCCCAAGUGCCCGGCAGGGUCAGUGGAUACAGUAAAGUACGCGCCCUACAUCAACCGCACCAUCGAUUCUGCAGCCUGCAUGGCCGGUGCACCCCAGGCUGCACCUGCUCCCGCUCCGCCUGUUCCCGCUGCACCCACUCCUGCACCUACUCCCGUUGCGCCGGCUCCUGCUCCGCCUGCACCCACUGCGGGAACACCCCCGCCUUCGCCCCAAGCACCAGGGGUGGCGCCUAGCACCCCUCCGGCCUCUCCCAGCCCAGCACCUGUGAAUCCCUCGCCGCCGCCUCCUCCGCCCAAGUCCGGGGCUGGUUCCGCUGCUUCGGUGAUGUCACUGGUGGCUCUGGCGGUUGUCGCCGCGCUCAUCGCGCUUCUCCCCGCGCUGCUCCCCGCGCACGCUGCGCCCUCCGCCGCCGAUCUCUGCCCGCUCUCGGGCCUUCCGCCGAAGAAGCCCGUCGUUCCGCCGCACCGGUGCCCCGCGGCGGCGGAGCUGUCGUGCUGCGCGGACUGCGCGGACACGAAUCGCGCGCUGCAGCUCGUGUCGUCGACCCUCGACGACGUCGCGCAACGGAUCGACCCCAAUAUCCCCGGCGGCGGCUUAUUUGAUCUCAGCCCCAUGGUGUGCGACGUGUUCCAGCCGUACCCCCAAUGCAUGCUCAUGAUCGAAAAGAUCAUCUGCGGUGCCACCUGCAACCCAGGCGAGUGCUGCUUCAUCGCAUCGCAUUCGGAAAGCUAUGUGGUGAAGAAGACGGGAGGAGAAAUCGUUAUGACGAUCUGCCAGGAAUUCGCGAAUACCGCAUACAAAGCAUGCAAGGACGUAGAAAUCCAGGGCACGGCAAUAAGCCAGCUCAUUCCCGACGUUGAAAACAUGAUGGUCUAUGUGACCAACUACAUUGCGAAUUUCAUGGGCAUUGAGAAUUUCAACAUCGCCAUCGGUACACGACCAUGCUUAACAGGAGCCGCACCCACGCCAGCCUACACCCCCUGCUGCGACCCCCUCGCCGUCGACCCGAAAUGUCCCGCGGGGGCUGUUGACAAGGUCGCGUAUGCUGCCUACAUCAAUCGCACCAUUGACUCCGCAGCCUUUCUCGCCUUCGCCGCGCUCUUCCUCGCGGCGCUGCUCCCCCCCGCAAAUGCGGCUCCCGCGGCCGUCCCGCGCUGCGCGCUCACGGGCCUUCCGCCGAAGAAGCCCGUCGUUCCGCCGCACCGGUGCCCCGCGGCGGCGGAACUCUCGUGCUGCGCGGACUGCGCGGACACGAAUCAAGCGCUGCAGCUCGUCUCGUCCACUCUCGACGAUCUUGCUGGAAUGAUCAACUACAUGCUCCCUGGCGGCGCCCCGCAGGUAUGCAACGCGCUUCAGCCAUACCCCCAGUGCAUGCUCAUGAUUGAAAGGACCAUCUGCGGCGCCACCCUCAUGGGCUAUGUGGCCUUGUACGCUUCGAAUUUCGCCUAUUCGAUGCUUGGUGCAUACCAGACUUUCAAUAUCACCAUCGCUCCUGGACCAUGCUUCUCAGGAGCUGCGGCAGCACCAGCCUACACCCCCUGCUGCGACCCCCUCGCUGUCGACCCCAAAUGUCCCCCAGGCGCUGUGGACAAACUCACGUACGCGCACUACAUCAACCGCACCAUCAAUUCCACCGCCUGUAAGGCCGCUGCGCCCCAGACGACUCCCCUGCCUACUGGUACCGCCACUGCUCCCCCGCCUGCUUCCCCCGCGCCUGCUUCCCCCGCGCCUGCUUCCCCCGCGCCUGCUUCCCCAAUGCCUGCUUCCCCUGCAGCAACUCCCCCAGCUUCCCCUAGCCCAGCGCCUGUGGCUCCUUCGCCCCUGCCCCCUCCGCCCAAGUCCGGGGCUGCUUCUGUCGCUUCGCUGAUGUCGGUGGUGGCUCUGGUGGCGGUUGGUGGUGCAGUGUUCGCGACCUCGAGUUCAAAGUCGCCUCCACGCGAAUCAAGUGGCACUCUAGAGCUGACACAUAAGCUUCCUCAUGUGUGUGUGUGUGCACGCACGUGUCUCUCUCCCCUCUCUCCAGACUACCUCCGACGCAUCGAGCUCAUUCAGGACCUCGAGUUCAAGGUCGCUUCCACUCGAAUCAAGGCGUCCCGCGACGGAAAAUACCUCUUCGCAUCAGGUGUGCCUGCAUUUGCAAACAAUGCUUCCUUGCAUGAGGUGCGCUUCAGACUUCAGUAUGCCUCACUCUCUGCCCCACUCUCCCCUCCCCUCUCCCCAGGCGUGUACCCCCCUCAGGUGCGGGUGUAUGAGCUAGCAGAGCUGUCGCUCAAGUUUGAGCGCAAUCUGGUUUCAGGAAUCGUGGACUUCCUUCCAGGCGUGUACCCUCCUCAUGUUCGGGUGUACGAGCUGGCAGAGCUCUCUCUCAAGUUUGAGCGCAAUCUGGACUCGGAGAUUGUGGAUUUUCAGGUGUUUACAGAUGACUACAGCAAGAUCAACACUCCUCUCUCCCUUGCUCUGUCUCCUCCUUGCCUCCCAAACCCCCCAAACCCAGGCGUUUACCCCCCACAAGUGCGCGUGUACGAGCUGGCGGAACUCUCCCUCAAGUUUGAGCGCAAUCUGGACUCGGAGAUCGUGGACUUUCAAGUUCUCACAGAUGAUUACAGCAAGAUUGCCUUUCUCUGUGCCAACCGCUCCGUGUGCUUCCAUGCCAAGUUCGGGGCUUACUUCAAGACACGCAUCCCCAGGAUGGGUCGUGGAUUGGCGUACGACCCGGCCUCGUGUGAUCUGCUGCUGGCUGCCUCCUCGCCUGAGAUUUACCGGAUCAACCUGGAGCAGGGUCAGUUCCAGCAGUCCUUGCAGUCGCGCUCGCCAGCAGUGAAUGUGAUCGGUCGAAGCCCCUCCCACGGGCUCAUUGCGUGUGGCGGGGAGGACGGCGCCUUGGAGUGUUUCGACAACCGCCAGGCCUCAGCCGUGUCUCGCAUCGAUGCCGUUAGGGCCACUGGGAAUGCGGACCAGCAAGUGACAGCAGUGCGCUUUGAAGACACAGAGGGCAUGCAUCUGGCGGUUGGCACGAGCACAGGCCAGUCACGUCGCAUGGUUACAGGGGUGAAGGAAAAACCUAUCCCCCACUCCCUCCCCCAACUCCACCUCCCAUUUCCCUCCCCUCCCGCCCCCCUCUCCCAGGUGUUGCUAUACGACCUCCGCUCCUCCAAGCCCUAUCGGAUAAAGGAUCACAUGUACGGCAGUCCCAUUCACAGCAUCAAGUGGCAUAGAGGCAUAGCAGGGUCAUCCCAGCACAUCAUCUCAACUGACAAGCGCAUAAUCAAGAUCUGGAACCCUGCCACGGGCACCAACGUGACAAGUGUGGAGCCAACAGAGCCAGGAGGCAUCAACGACGUGUGUGUGAUGCGCGGCAGCGGGCUGAUUGUAGCAGCCAUGGACUCGCCUCGUCUGCAGGCCUACUUCAUCCCCUCCCUUGGCCCCGCUCCCCGGUGGUGCUCGUUUCUCGAGAACAUCACUGAGGAGCUGGAGGAGGGUGGUGCAGCGAUGUAUGAUGAUUACAAGUUUGUCACACGGGACGAGCUUCAUGCAUUGGGGCUCACCGAGCUUCUGGGGACCAACCUUCUGCGCCCCUUCAUGCACGGCUUCUUCCUGCACUCCCGGCUCUACCACAAGGCCAAGUCCAUAGCGGACCCAUUCGCAUGGGACGCAUACCGGCAGCAGAAGGUGAAGGAGAAGAUCGAAGCCCAGAGAGCCAGCCGCAUAUCGGUGCAAAAGAAGCUUCCCAAGGUGAAUGCGAAGCUGGCUGCGCAGCUGAUGCAGCAGAGUGGGGCCGAGGGCGCGCGGGAGGAGGGAGGAGGAGGAGGAGGAGGAGGACGAGGAGGAGGAAGGGGCGGGUGGGAAGGCGCGGAAGCAGCGCAAGGCUGCUGCCAGUGCUCUGGCUGA
Molecule: messenger RNA, 5601 nt
Organism: Closterium sp. Yama58-4
Lineage: Eukaryota; Viridiplantae; Streptophyta; Zygnematophyceae; Desmidiales; Closteriaceae
Source: the annotation of a GenBank genome assembly